CAUCGCUAUAUUCUCAGCAAAUCGAAUUACUAUGUGAGCGACAAGACGAUAACUUCCCAUCGAAUUCUCAAAUCCGAUGCUUAAAAGUAAAUUACAACGUGAUCGAAACACGACGUCAGUUCCAUAAUAUGCUUGCCUGACAAUCAUCAAUCGAUCGCCAACCAAGACGUUGAGCAAGCACACGAGAAGAACAUUACAUGCAGAUCCCCAAGUUGUGGAGAAACCAAUACGACGCCGUCUCCUCCAACAAACAGGAAAAAAGGUUACACAGUCUGUAAUAAGAGUGGGAAAAGGACCAAAGUCAUCAGAACCCAGAAAUGGCAAAGCGUAAAGAGACCACCGCUCUCAAGUCUCCUCCCUUCUUCUUCACAACACACAUACACAGUACCAGAAACAGAAACGAAAUUAUCCAUUUCCAUUUCCCCAUUAUUUUCCCUUCUUCUGGUACAUUGCUUCCCGCGUUUUCCAUGCUCCUCCCCACUUCUGAGUAAUCCCCUUCUAUGGAGAAUGCGUGCAAGCCAAUACAAUAUACAAACCCUCUUCUUCCUAUUUCUUUCCUGUAUUUCCAUGGCUCUCAUCGCUUUCAAUUCUCUUCAAGCUUCGUCUUCCUCCCCACACCUCUAGUUUCCCCCCCACCACCCUCCCCCUGUCUCCGCAUUUAUUGAAAUCGAUCGAUUCCAGAUCUCUGAAUCUCCAUUAGUGGGUUUGGUUCCCUUUUCAUGGUCAGGCUUCGAGCCUUCCGAAUCUGGUUUUCCUUUUCUCCAGGGACCCAUCUCAAUCCCCACACACACACAUAGGUAUAUAUAGUUCCGAGCUGUAAACUGAUCCCUUCCCACCAUCCAAUCAAUUCUCCAGAUCUCUUAACAGCAAUGGGGAACCAAACUAGCAAGAAGCCCAACAACCUCUCCACGGAGCUGAGCUCGUACGAGGCCGCCUGCGCCGCCGACGCCGACCUCCGGUCCUUCGACACCACGCUGCAGGCGCGGACCAGCCACGUCAUCAACGCGCUCGCCGUCGGCGUCGAGGUCAGGGCCCUGUCGUUCGAUUCGCUCAGGGAAGUGACGGAGUGCCUGCUGGAGAUGAACCAGGAGGUCGUGAAGGUGAUACUCGACUGCAAGAGGGAUAUAUGGAAGAGCCAGGAGCUCUUCGAGCUCGUGGAGGAGUACUUCGACAACAGCCUCCACACCUUGGAUUUCUGCGCCGCCCUCGAGAAGUCGCUGAAGCGAGCCAGGGAUAACCAGCUUCUCCUCCUCGUCGCGCUCCAGCAGUUCGACGAAGAAUCGUCAUCGUCGAAAUCGGAAUCGGGAGAAUCGGGAUCCAAGGCUUCGUACAAGAGGACGCUGGAGGAGCUGAGGAAUUUCAAGGAAGCAGGGGAUCCUUUCACGGAGGAGUUCUAUACCCGGUUUCAGAACGUCCACAAGCAGCAGAUCCAGAUGCUGGAGAAGCUGCAGAGCAAGAAGCGGAAGCUGGACAAGAAAUUGAAGUCGAUCCACUCGUGGAGGAAGCUGUCGAGCAUCAUCUUCGUCGCCAGCUUCGCGGCGGUGCUGAUCUGUUCCGUCGUGGCGGCGGCGAUGGCGGCUCCUCCCGUGGCCGCCGCGCUGGCGGCGGCGACGUCGAUCCCGCUGGGGUCGAUGGGGAAGUGGAUCGACUCGCUGUGGCGGAACUACGAGAGCGCGGUGAAGGGGCAGAAGGAGCUCGUCGGGACAAUGCAGGUCGGGAGCUACGUCGCGAUCAAGGAUCUGGAGACGAUCCGCGUGAUGGUGGACCGGCUGGAGGUGGAGAUGGCGGCGGUGGAGAAGGCGGCGGAAUUUGCUACUCAGGAGGACGGCGGCGACGCGGCGGUGAAGAUUGGGAUCGAGGAGAUCAGGAAGAAGCUCGGCGGGUUCAUGAGGAAUGUGGAGGAGUUGGGGGUUCAGGCUGACGUGUGCAGCCGGGAUAUUCGACGGGCGAGGACCGUUGUUCUUCAGCGGAUCAUUAAGCAACCGAAUUAAAUUGAUUAAUCAGGAGAUUAACGGGUUGAUUAUGGCAACUGUGUAGCUUUGUUAAUAGUUUGUUAUUAUAGACCUGGUUGGGUGUUUCUUUCAUUCUUUGACGACUUGACUUAUUGUAGUAAGAUGGUUUGAAUUUAAUUAAUCAUUGAUUAUUGAAAAAAACACGUUUCUGCCUCUUUUUCUGUUACAACUUUUCUAUAUCAGAGAACAACAAACAAAAACCGUGUUACUUGCAAUUGAAAACACACGUUUCUGCCUCUUUUACUGCUCUUGAAUUUCUCGAAUAAGCGCAUCCAUCGACCAUCCAUCCUAUAGAGGAAGUUUCAUCUUCAUAUUCUCUGCAAAUCAAAUCACAAUGCGGGCAACAAGACGAUAAGUAUGAAUAACAGGAAGACAAAAAUGAACAUCAAGCUCUGAGGCACACCCACUUUCAUCGAGUUCUCAAAAUCCAGUGCUUAAAAGUAAUUACAAGGUGAUCGAAACAUGACAUCAGUUCGAUAAUACGCUGCCUGAUAAUCAUCGGUUGAUCACCAAGACGUUGAGCAAGUACACGAGAAACAUUACAGUAAACGAGACCGCUUUUCUAAAAGUUGAAGUCCCCAACUGCAAUUUGCAAAUUCGUUCAUUUCCAGCAGAUCAUCAAGUUGUCCUCAAUGGUGGAGAAACCAAUAUGACGCCGUCUCCUCUAACAAACAGAAAAGGUAUAUUGCGCUUCGUGUGCUGUAAUAAGAGGGGAAAAGGAUAAGUCGGAGCCUAGAAAUGGCAAGCGUAAGUGCAGAUGCUAUGCCUGACUGUCAAUCAGUAGCUAUCUAUAUUCGAGUAGUGUUUAUCAUCCAUUAGACUGAUCUAACACAGUUUUUUCAGUACGUCGCAGCCAAGGAAUUGUGGGCUAGUGUUCAAACAUGAUUCUGCACACAGACUUGCACGACUGUAACGCACUUUAGACACAACAUUGAUGCCACUUGUGAUGCUUCAUGCUAAUGCUUUGUGUUCACUUCACAUCCCUAUAUCAAACUAAAAUUUGCUGAUCACUAGAGUAGUUAAACAAAGAAGGCAUGCAGCGUUACCCUGAGAAUCUGUUCGUAAGUCUCGUCAUCGAUCUCUACUGUGGUCACAACUUCUUCAACGUCCCCCAGAAUCAUAUUCAAAUGCUGGUCAUAAGCCUGCAAAGCCAGAGACUAGUGCUUAAUUUAAUGUGGACCAAUUGAUAAAUCGCAGUUCCCAAAGUGAUGAACUCCAUGAUCCAGUGGGGGCAAUUUAUCAAGGAGAAUCACUACACUGGGUCAUGAAGUAACCGUUGCCAAAUAGAACAUCUGCAGCAAGUAAAAAGCAAUUCUUUAUCUGAUUUGUCGCAUCAUUUAACUGUUUCCUCUAGGCUGCUCCUAUGAACUACCUACAAGUUUGGAUCUUGUAACAAGUUAUCGCAUUAAGAUGAGUACCCUGGACAUAGGAUAAAGAAGAAACAUGAACAAUACUACAGCUAAAGAGUCACGAUCUCAAACUAUCCUAAACCCUAGAACAGCAUCCAGUAAACCUCUAGCUUUAAGUAUUACCAUGUUGCCAGAUAAAUGAACAAAUUCAGAAACGAUUUCCACACAUGGAUUAUCCCACUCCUCUCCUGUCUCUCCAAGAAUCUUAGCACCCCUAUUUGACCCAUACAUGCCUCUUUCACUCCAUUACUAUACCGAAGAAACCCCAGAAAUUGCAGGCUCUGCUCACGAACCCUAUCCAAAGUAUAUCUAGAAACGCAAUUAAACCAGAGCUGGAAAAUUCGCCGAAACCCUAGACACAACGAUCUAGCAAGCGAGAUAACUAAAGUCGAUAUUCGCAA
Linum trigynum is the source of this 3822-nucleotide messenger RNA. Lineage: Eukaryota; Viridiplantae; Streptophyta; Magnoliopsida; Malpighiales; Linaceae. The record is from the annotation of a GenBank genome assembly.